Molecule: messenger RNA, 2937 nt
Organism: Magnolia sinica
Lineage: Eukaryota; Viridiplantae; Streptophyta; Magnoliopsida; Magnoliales; Magnoliaceae
Product: potassium transporter 7-like
Exons: 9
Coding region: 217-2586 (789 amino acids)
Biological process (GO): potassium ion transmembrane transport
Cellular component (GO): membrane
Molecular function (GO): potassium ion transmembrane transporter activity
Source: RefSeq, a predicted model, not a curated record
CUGUCGCCGCGGGACACCAAAACCCGUCCCCAUGACGAAAUACCCGAACCCGUUGGCGAGUCCGAUUCAUUCUUCAUUUCUACAACUCUCUCUCUCUCUCUCUCUCUCUCUCUCUCUCAUCUCAUGGCGAUGAUUGACGAUCCGCAACUUGUCCCAUUCUCGUAGCAAAAGAUUUCAUACGCGUGUAUAUAGUAGCUCGCAGGAGCUCCUUCCGCCAUGGACCGCGAGAGAGAAGGAGUUUCAGAAACUCGAUCUAAUGAAGAACAGGUCAACUGGAGGAGCUGUUAUAAGCAGACACUGAUUUUAGCAUAUCAGAGUUUCGGCAUAGUAUAUGGUGACUUGAGCACGUCUCCUCUCUAUGUCUACCAAAGUACGUUUUCUGGGAGGUUGCGUCAUUACCAAACUGAAGAUGCAAUAUUUGGUGUAUUUUCCUUGAUAUUUUGGACUUUCACAUUGAUCCCAUUAUUCAAGUAUGUCUUCAUCGUUUUAAGUGCAGAUGAUAAUGGUGAAGGGGGAGCAUUUGCUUUAUAUUCUGUCCUUUGUAGACAUGCGAAAUUCAGCUUGCUUCCUAAUCAGCAAGCAGCUGAUGAAGAGCUAUCUACAUAUUAUAGACAUGGACACCCGAAUCGGAAUGUAGGUCCCUCUCCUUUGAAAAGGUUUCUUGAGAAACAUAAAAGGCUGAGAACUGCUUUACUUCUUGUAGUUCUGUUUGGUGCUUCCAUGGUAAUAGGUGAUGGUGUUCUCACACCAGCAAUUUCUGUUCUGUCAUCCAUUUCGGGGCUGCAACUUCAAGCCAAGAACCUAGAUGAUGGCAUGGUGGUAAUUAUUGCCUGCGUUGUACUGGUUGGCCUAUUCGCUUUGCAGCACUAUGGUACUCACAAGGUGGCCUUCUUGUUUGCACCCAUUGUAAUCAUCUGGCUCAUCAGUAUUGCAGUCAUCGGCAUGUAUAAUAUCAUUCAUUGGAACCCUAGAGUAUUCCGUGCCCUCUCUCCACAUUACAUUUUCAAGUUCUUUAAAGAGACGGGAAAAGAUGGAUGGAUUUCUCUCGGUGGCAUAAUUCUCUGUAUUACAGGUACUGAAGCUAUGUUUGCAGAUCUUGGCCACUUCACUACUACAUCCAUAAGGGUUGCAUUUGUUUGUGUCAUUUACCCAUGUUUGGUGCUACAAUACAUGGGGCAGGCUGCAUUUCUUUCUAAGAAUUUCUCAAACAUCCCCAUGUGCUUCUAUGGGUCCAUUCCAAAUAUUGUGUUUUGGCCAGUUUUUGUGGUGGCCACUCUUGCUGCCAUUGUUGCCAGUCAGGCUGUCAUCUCAGCAACAUUUUCAAUCAUCAAGCAAUGCCAUGCAUUGGGUUGCUUUCCACGUGUCAAGGUUGUCCACACAUCGAAAUGGCUCUAUGGUCGGAUCUACAUCCCUGAAAUCAAUUGGAUUCUCAUGGUUCUCUGUCUGGCUGUCACAAUUGGUUUCCGAAACACAACCUUCUUAGGAAAUGCAUAUGGCAUUGCAUGCAUGAUGGUAAUGUUUGUGACUACAUGGUUGAUGGCAUUGGUCAUCAUCUUCGUAUGGCAGAAGAAUAUUUUAUUUGCUGUUGUAUUCCUUGUCUUCUUUGGAUCGAUCGAGGCCUUGUAUUUAUCAUCUUCGAUCAUGAAAGUGCCUCAGGGCGGAUGGGUGCCCCUUGUGCUAUCCAUGGUUUUCAUGGUUGUUAUGUAUGUAUGGCACUAUGGGACCCGCCAGAAGUACCUCUUCGACUUGCAAAACAAGGUCUCCAUGAAAUGGAUCCUCACGCUGGGCCCCAGCCUCGGCAUUGUCCGGGUCCCGGGAAUCGGCCUCAUCUACACAGAGCUGGUCACUGGGGUCCCGGCCAUAUUCUCCCACUUCGUCACCAACCUUCCAGCUUUCCAUCAGGUGCUUGUCUUUGUCUGCGUGAAGUCGGUCCCCGUCCCAUACGUGUCAGCUGAUGAGCGGUAUCUGAUUGGCCGGAUCGGCCCUAAGGCCUACCGGAUGUACCGCUGCAUCGUCAGGUAUGGAUACAAAGAUGUGCGGAAAGACAACGACAACUUCGAAAACCAUCUUGUGAUGAGCAUUGCCGAAUUCAUUCAGAUGGAAGCUGAGGAGGCCAAUGCAGGUAGCGCCGAGUCACCCAUCGACGGGAGAAUGGCAGUUGUCCAGACUUCCGAGAGGUUUGGCACGAGGUUGGUGAUGUCGGAAAGCUAUGAUGAUGGCAACAGCGAGGACACCUCAGUGCGGAGCAGCAAGUCUGUCACAUUGCAGACUCUACAGUCCUUGUACGAGCUGGAGUCUCCCCAAGUAAGCCAGCGGCGGCGGGUGCGGUUUGCACUUCCCGAAACAGUGUAUUUGGACCCACAAGUCAGAGAAGAGCUCAUGGAGCUCAUCGAGGCUAAGCAUGCAGGCGUCGCAUACGUGAUGGGCCACUCAUAUAUAAAGGCUCGGAGAAGUUCAUCAUUCAUAAAGAAGUUUGUGGUCAAUGUCGCAUACUCUUUCCUCCGGAAAAACUGCCGUGGGCCCUCAGUGGCCUUGAACAUCCCACAUAUCAGCCUCAUCGAAGUAGGCAUGAUCUACCAUGUGUAGAGGGCCUGUGGUUUUUGAAUGGUAGACUCACCUGAGAAACGAUCUUCUGUGGCGGCCUGUGUGGGCUGUCGACAGGUCCCAUCAGCUCAUAUUUUUAUUCCCACAAAAGUGCUGAUAUGGGGGACACUGUAGAAGGUAAGCUGUUAACUGUAGUUAAUGAUCCAUGGCAAGCAGUUGGAAGUCGUUUUGGAAUUGUAUGCUGCUUCUUUUUCUUCCUUUUUUAAGAUGGAAAAUGCAGGGUCGUCAGUGGGCCAUCCGCUUAUCCGUUUGGAUGUCAUUGCGCCAAAUGAGAUUAAAAUGGAUUUUGUUGGAUAUACCGAAAUAAUAAGAGCAGAUUGGUGUGAGUUUUUU